Cuscuta campestris is the source of this 838-nucleotide messenger RNA. Lineage: Eukaryota; Viridiplantae; Streptophyta; Magnoliopsida; Solanales; Convolvulaceae. The record is from the annotation of a GenBank genome assembly.
GAGGACCCAGUGGGCGGAGGGGGAAACGGCGAAGGCAUAUUUCUCCGGCAGUUUUUCAGUUCCCAUUAGGGUUUUGGCAGCUACGGCCUUCUCUUUCUCCGAUUGGUUACCGCCGUUGGAAUCUUACUGCACGAUGACGACGAGCCGGUCGGCGGUGCAUCCGGUGGAGCCUCCGUCGGUGAGCAACUUUCCGACGAGGGUAAGGAUGAAUAAUUUUCAAGGCAUGCCCGGAACUGCCGGCAGCCUCUUUCUCCGUCUCGCCCAGCUAGCUUUCGCGGUCAUUUCUCUCUGUGUUAUGGCCACCACCUCCGAUUUCCCGUCCGCCACAGCCUUCUGCUUCCUUGUGGCUGCUGUUAGCUUACAAAGCUUGUGGAGCCUGUCGCUUCUUAUUGCUGAUGUAUAUGCUCUUUUGGUGAAACGAAGUUUUAGAAACGGACGAUUUCUUAGACUAUUCACCAUUGGUGAUGGGGUGACAUCCACUUUAACAUUUGCUGCUGCUUGUGCAUCAGCUGGCAUCACAGUCCUAAUCGGUAACGACAUUGAUAAAUGUGCUGUCAAUCACUGCAAGAGGUUUAUGUCGGCGACAGCCAUGACAUUUUUUUGCUGGUUUUCAUCCUUCCCUUCAUACUUCUUCAACUUAUGGUCUUUUUUUCACAAACGGUGUCGAUGAUCAUCCACUCUUUCUAGUUACGUGUCAAUGUUCAUAUAUUGUCUUGUAUUGUGUUGAUGAAGUUUUGGAUGCUUUUAACCCCCCCCCCCAUGAAAAUCACACAUGGUUCCCUUUUGAGAGAACUGAUAACCAAACAGAUGGCUGUUGAAAGAAAUCACUAAGGGAUUG